Messenger RNA from Sinocyclocheilus rhinocerous, 1211 nucleotides. Its product is annotated as heparan sulfate 2-O-sulfotransferase 1-like. NCBI's taxonomy places the organism in Eukaryota, Metazoa, Chordata, Actinopteri, Cypriniformes, Cyprinidae. Gene Ontology annotation, cellular component: membrane. The transcript has 6 exons. The record is from RefSeq and is a predicted model, not a curated record. Gene Ontology annotation, molecular function: heparan sulfate 2-sulfotransferase activity. The coding region runs from base 296 to 1189 and encodes 297 amino acids.
UUGAGUGACGCAGGAGAGCAGUGGGCGAUCGGAGCUGCACUGAUGUGCAACUAAAACCAAGAGUCAAGCGUCCCGAGUUUUAACAGAAUACUACCAUCUGCAAACAGAUGAGCGUCUGAAAUGCCCUUGCUUGCACUAAUGUGUUCGGUUACUACAUCCUUAACUUUACUCUGUUCUCUGCGCAUAAUCGAGAUCAUCUGUAGGGAGUCGAUAUUUACUGCUCCAGUAACGGAUUGAUCCCAAUUUCUCAUUCACAUUUUACGGCAUGACAUGUAGAUAAUCAUCCGAUACUUUGAUGGGGCUCCUGAGGAUCAUGAUGCCACCCAAGUUCCAGCUGCUGGCUGUUAUGGCGUUUGGAGUGGCGAUGCUGUUUAUUGAGAACCAGAUUCAGAAGCUGGAAGAGUCUCGGGCAAAGCUGGAGCGCACCAUGGCCAGACACGAGGUGCGAGAGGUGGAGCAGAGACAGACACGGGACGGCUUGCAGAGACGGACACGGGACGGCUUGCGGGACUCUCCUGCAUUGCCUGAGAUUGAGGAUCUGAUCAUCAUCUAUAACCGUGUGCCCAAGACUGCCAGCACCUCCUUCACCAACAUUGCAUAUGACCUGUGUGGAAAGAACCGUUUCCAUGUUCUCCACAUCAACACCACCAAGAAUAAUCCGGUCAUGUCCCUGCAGGAUCAGAUGAGGUUUGUAAGGAAUGUGACAUCCUGGCGAGAAAUGAAACCAGGUUUCUACCACGGCCAUGUCGCCUACCUGGACUUCACAAAGUUUGGAGUCAAGGGGAAGCCGGUUUACAUCAACAUUGUGCGGGACCCUAUCGAGAGGUUGGUGUCUUACUACUAUUUUCUCCGAUUUGGAGACGAUUAUCGGCCAGGUCUCAGGCGGAGAAAGCAGGGGGACAAAAAGACAUUUGAUGAGUGUGUGUCAUCAGGAGGUUCUGACUGCGCUCCUGAGAAGCUUUGGUUACAGAUCCCGUUCUUCUGUGGCCAUUACUCUGAGUGCUGGAAUGUUGGCAGUAGGUGGGCUCUCGAGCAGGCCAAGUAUAAUUUGGUGAAUGAGUAUCUGCUUGUGGGAGUGACUGAGGAGCUGGAGGAUUUUAUCAUGAUGCUCGAGGCAGCCCUGCCACGUUUCUUCAGAGGUGCGACUGAGCUGUACCGCACAGGUACUUGGUCAUCUUUUAAGAAUUAAAGGAAUAGUUCAAAAAAAAAAA